Gadus macrocephalus (Pacific cod) is the source of this 2516-nucleotide messenger RNA. It is a transcript of the gene il12b2, whose product is annotated as interleukin 12B 2. The record is from RefSeq and is a predicted model, not a curated record. Gene Ontology annotation, molecular function: protein binding. Bases 716 to 1609 code for a protein of 297 amino acids. The transcript is spliced from 7 exons. NCBI's taxonomy places the organism in Eukaryota, Metazoa, Chordata, Actinopteri, Gadiformes, Gadidae.
UAGAGCCAUUAUGUGUCAAUUUGUUUUUCAUUUAGAAUAUUAAGUAUGCAGUUGUCAGUUUUAGAUGAGGGGAAAUUUUGCCAGGGAAUGUCCUGUAGAACAGAAAUAAGGAAUUAGGUUUCUAUACUUCAUGACUAAUUGUAGCCCUUUAAAUAUGCAAAAAUAGUUUUCUCCGCUCUUUAUUCAAAUCAUGAGUUCAACCUUUACCACCCACCAAAGCUUUCUCAUAAAAUGUUUCGUAAGAAAAACCUUGCCUCAGCGAAAAAUAUUUUGUCAUGCAAAUCAGCAUUGAGGAAACGAGAGUGGCGCCCCACAGAAACUCUGAGAGCAGACUUCUAGGAAUAGCUUCAGUGCACAAUGUCUCCCUCUCUAGUAAUCAAUCGCUUUAAUUUCAAUAGAUGCAAUAUAUUACCUGAAACAUUUUAAGAUUUAACUAUGUCACUUUGUUAUUAACCUUUUCUUUAAACUUGAUGUUGAUAUUGUGGUGUACUUUUUUAUAGACAGGUUAUUUCCUAACGAUGUUUACAACUGGUUUCGAUUGGACACUACCAAACUCAUUAUGCAGUGUGGUCACACGUCCACCCACCCAGUUCCUCUCUCUGCCCACAAGCAUCGCUUGUUCACAAUGUUUCCACAAACAUUGCCAAUGAUAUAAAAGCCAUCAAACCAUCAAAUUAUUUAAGCAAGAGCACCUCUUAAGUUGGCCUGAGUUAAAAUGACACCUCUGUUAUCUUGGAUAUUUGUUGUCCUGUGGACCUUCCUGCAGGAAGCCCAUGGACUCACCUUUUUUCCAGACAAUGCCGUGUUCAUGGCUAAAGCAGGUACGGUUAGUCUGACUUGUGAUUCAGCGACUACCGGGAACGUCAACUGGGUGUUCAUACCACAUGGAGAUGUCCAAAAGAUCCCGUUGAAGGGGACUGAGAGAAGACUAGAAGUGGCCUAUGAGGACACACCACAGUUGGGGGAAUACAGCUGCUGGAGUGGGGAAACAAAGUUGUGGUCUGCCCAUCUGGUCCUUGAUGCACAGGACACUAGUGCUGAUUCUAUGUUAAACUGCUGGGCAAAAUCGUAUAACUGUUCCUUCAACUGCCACUGGAGCGAUACUUACUAUACCGCCGUACGACUCGGUCUGGGGAAGGACUGUUCUGAAAAUAGAAAGAACUGCUCGUGGAUCACCAGCUCCAGUCAGCAGCACCCUGGGCAAGGUUUCGUGUUUGAGCUGUCCAACUCCCUCACACCAUCCAUGGAGGAAACCACGAGGAUAGAAGUCACCGCUGAGGCCAUGAACGAUUACAUCUUCCACAGGACCAACAAGACAUUCUUUCUCAGGGAUAUUAUUCGACCAGAGAGUCCCAAGAUAGUCCAAUGUCAGGAAGUGGGUCAUCAACUGAAUGUGAGCAUAGAACCAGCGGCCAGCUGGUCCAAGCCACAUAGUUACUUCAAAUUGGAGCAUGAGAUAGAAUAUGUGUCCAGACACAAUGGCAAGAAUAUAAUCUCAGAGACUCAUUUGAUACCGAGGGAGAUCAGCAAACUCAGAGUUCGGUCCAGAGAGGCUGUGGUGCGCUCAAAGUGGAGUAAAUGGACUCCAUGGAGACAUAUAAACCUUUAAUCUGAGUAUUCUCACCCUGUCAUGCCCUAUAUUCUCUUUCCUUUCAAGCUCAAACUUGUCUGCACACAUAUGUUGACAUGCUAUGCUUUUCUCUAAUCAUAAAGUGCAAAUGAUUGUGUCUUGGGGCUUCAAAAUUAAAUCAAACAGAGAUAAUAUAUAUAUAUAUAUAUCAUUUUCUGAUUAUUUAUUGAUGCAUUAUUGGUUUAUUUAUUUAUUUAUUUAUAAUGGAACACAAAAUAUAAAUUUCUUCUGGCUCUGUCUUCUCUCACUUUUUAAACGUGUUUGUAUUUCUAUGUAUUUGACUCCAGCACUUUCGAUUAAAAGUUUGUUUACUCAUAUAUAAGUUGCUUGUUCAGUCAUUGUCAUAGUUUUUUCCUGGCUCACCUGUGAUUCAAUUUAGGUAGCAGUUCAUUACCGAGGCGACUAAAAAAGAUCAGUGGCAGCUUAUCUGUUGCUAUGACGCAGAAGAUAAGGAGAUGAUAUUUAUUGACAAUAAAUGUUAAGAUUGUUAGCAUCACUCAAGUCCAGUCCAAUCCAGUAGCAGAAAUUAUACCGUUAAAAUAAUUUAAAAAAGAUAUGCUGUCCAACGCUCUAAAUAUCCAACAAGGUUCUCCCCUAAUUACUCCCGUAUAUUUUUUAUGAACAGUAUUGUUCUUGACAAUAACAAAAAUAUCAACAGAAAAUCGUCUUGUGAUUAUCAAGCUUCCACAUUCUGGCACAUAUUUGUCAUCAUGGUUUGGCACAGCAGAAAUGAUGGCAAAUAGUGGUAAAAAUGGCGUACAACAACCCUCAAAAUGGAACCAAAGCAUAGUUGCAGUUAAAACUCACAAAUCUGUAGUUUUGCUCUUCAUUGUCAAGAGCAUAAGCAACCACAUAAGGGAAGGACCCCUGGUUUCUCCUUAAUAGC